Messenger RNA from Microdochium trichocladiopsis, 1587 nucleotides. RefSeq lists its product as uncharacterized. NCBI's taxonomy places the organism in Eukaryota, Fungi, Ascomycota, Sordariomycetes, Xylariales, Microdochiaceae. The transcript has 3 exons. The record is from RefSeq and is a predicted model, not a curated record. Bases 95 to 1429 code for a protein of 444 amino acids.
GCCAUUACUGGUCGCACCCUCCUUGCCUGCAACAUGUAGUCGCACCGCUCAGGAUCACCGACACCAUCAACCAAAGUCCUUCGCACUUACGGUGAUGGAUCUCAAUCAUCUGACAUACCGACUUGUCGACAGGCAGAACCCGCAAGUGUUUCUGUUUUGCGUUGUUGCAAGACUUGGCCCAGAUGACACGCACCGGCCGCUGGCUGUAGCCCAGGGGCCAUGCCACUGCCACCCCGGCUAUGCACCACUCAACCUCGAUGCCAACGAUCUAGUUCGAAUUCGCAGAUAUCUCUCAUCGCCCGACAACCGUCAUUACAUCAAAGCCGAGUUGAAGCUUGCCGCCGACUUUUAUCGUGCGGGUGGCCCAGGGGCAAGCUUACCACGUAUCGAAGUGCCCAGCCCGGUAGAGUUAGAGCCGCCUUUGGAUGAGCGACAGGCAGAGGCUCUUCGACAGACACCGAUACCCAAGGCAAAUUUCGAGUUUCCCUUCACUCUCAACUGUCUGCUGACCGCUAUGAACUCGACAUCAUGGGGUGGUCAGAGGAUUUGUGGUAAUGUGCGCCCAUGGCCGCUCGGGUCCCUGUACAAUCCCCUUAAUCUUGGCCAGGGCCUUGUUGUAUUUGACAUCACCGAUUGCGACAAUAUUGCAUACGGUAUCCAUGCUUUCACGCCAGAGUGGUAUGGCUGGGUAUACGAAGAUUCUGAAUUCGGAUGGGAUCCUGUUGAGGACACGCCACCCCGAAACCCCACUCGAGGCAUGCUUCCCCCGGGCUUGUCCAUAGACCACGUCCCCUUGUCAGCUAGGGAACUGGUGGACAAGUUCUCGAGCAGUCGUGAGAGCAACGCAGAUGCUCUGGCUCAGCUCAAUGGCGUACCUGUCAUCGAUGUGUCUGCAUCUGACUUCAUAUGGCCCCGCGCAGAAACGACCGGGAAUAGUUCUAUUUACCAAGACUGCUCGCCAUCAUCGACAGCUCCAACUUCUGAGGCUGCACCUGCCCAGAGUCCUCAGAUCCAAGGACGACGUGCUCGAAACCUUAAGGAUCAGGCUAUCGCUAGCUUGUUGCACCAUGUAUCUGCCAUUGAUCGUUUCAGCACGGACACCUUCGACGUAAUACGGCAAAUCCCCGACUUCCAACAGCGAUUGUUGGACCAACUCAAAGCCAAUCCCAGCCAAGUUGGAACUUCGGCAGCAUCGGCCCAGCUUCUGAGUCUCGCCUACGCUGGCGAGAAGGAUCUGGAUUGGGCAUGCUAUCAUAUCCCUCUCGCCUCGCUAGACCUAGCCCUUGCCGAUUCAUCCCUGAAAAGUUGUCGCUCAAUAUCGAUAUCGCUUGAGACCCUGCAGACAACGCCCGAAAAGUUGCUCAAGGUCAUUCUCGCCGCCCCGGCGACUAAUCACAUGCUCGACGCCUACUACAAGCUCCGCCGUUAAUGUCUGGGUAUCUCAGUUGCUGCCUCCGCGGGAGCCAGUCGGUCGAUGACAGCAAUAUGAACGAGAAUUCGCGACCAGCGCAACUAUUACCGAUCGGCAUCUUCCCCGUGCGGCACAUGCUCGUCAAGCGCACCGGCCGUCCACGAUAUCUGCAUGCA